AAAGUUUGCAGCCACAUACAUUUGCCAAAUGAAUUAGUCUACUAUUUUGCACUUUUUCUGGUCAAGAAGGAAGAAAACGAUCUGAUUGUUGUGAAACGGUUACAAGAUUUUGAGAGCCCAUACAUCUCUCAAAGAUGUGUGAAGGGGAUGCACAGGAUAGUACUCAGAAAAAAUUACUGGGACCCAAGCAUAGACCUUGAGGUCAUGAAUAACUGUGUAGGGCUCAACCUGCUAUAUGCACAGACAGUACAGGAUGUGGAGAGAGGGUGGGUCCUUACUAACCGAGAGAUCCAGCGACAGUUGGCAGCCUUGCAGGCUAAGGGAGCAAAGAAAGAAUACAUGGAGUUGGCAAGAGCACUGAAGUAUUACGGUUAUUUGCAAUUUCAACAGUGUACAUGCAACUUUCCUAAACCCAACACCCCUGUGCUCAUCACUGCUGGCAACCGAGAGCUGAACUUUAG
Penaeus monodon (black tiger shrimp) is the source of this 461-nucleotide messenger RNA. Its product is annotated as sorting nexin-17-like. Lineage: Eukaryota; Metazoa; Arthropoda; Malacostraca; Decapoda; Penaeidae. Gene Ontology annotation, biological process: intracellular protein transport; signal transduction. Gene Ontology annotation, cellular component: early endosome; cytoskeleton. Gene Ontology annotation, molecular function: phosphatidylinositol binding. The record is from RefSeq and is a predicted model, not a curated record.